AUGGCCGGCCGCAUCAACCGAAUCACCAUGUUCAAGAUACCUGAGCCCGAGGGCCAGCAGAAGAUGCUCGACGCGUACAAGACACUUUCCAUGGAUCAAAAGAAGGAUGGCGCGCCGUAUAUUCUGUCCAUGACGACCAGUCGAGUUAUGGAUGACUCUCGCUCUCAGGGUUGGACGGUAGUCAGCCAAGCCGAGUUCGCCAGCAUCGACGACAUGCGGUGUAUGCAUUAUCGCGAAUCUUUGAAUUCUAAUAAGAUUGCUAAAAUGUCAGUAGAUUAUGAUGAAGAAUGCGAAGCGCACGGUGCGCUCAAGGCGAAGGCCAAGACGAUGGGGAUCGCUGGCGGGCCCCAGGGCGUAAUGACCGUCUAUUUUCCAGCUAAUGGCGGUUCAUGA
Molecule: messenger RNA, 393 nt
Organism: Anthostomella pinea
Lineage: Eukaryota; Fungi; Ascomycota; Sordariomycetes; Xylariales; Xylariaceae
Source: the annotation of a GenBank genome assembly